UCUUUCAAUAUUUUCUUUCUAAUUUUACUAUAACAAAUAUGACAGAAGUAGCUCAAAUCGAUGUCACCAAGUUGACUCCUUUGUCACAUGAAGUUAUUUCCAAACAAGCUACAAUCAAUAUUGGUACUAUUGGUCAUGUAGCUCACGGUAAAUCUACCGUUGUUAAAGCUAUUUCUGGUGUCCAAACUGUUCGUUUCAAAAAUGAAAUGGAAAGAAAUAUUACAAUCAAGUUAGGUUAUGCCAAUGCUAAGAUUUUCAAAUGUAGAAAUCCCGAGUGUCCUAGACCUGGUUGUUAUAAAUCAUAUGGUUCCGCUAAAGAAGAUAACCCUCCUUGUGAACGUCCUGGCUGCGGUGGAACUAUGGAGCUUGUUCGUCACAUUAGUUUUGUUGAUUGUCCUGGUCACGAUAUUCUUAUGACUACCAUGUUGUCCGGUGCAGCUGUCAUGGACGCAGCACUUUUAUUGAUUGCAGGCAACGAAUCAUGUCCUCAACCUCAAACCUCCGAACAUCUUGCAGCUAUUGAAAUCAUGAAACUCCAACACGUCAUUAUUCUUCAAAACAAGGUCGAUCUUGUUAAAAAGGAAGCAGCUCAAGAACAACACCAAGAUAUUCUUAGUUUUGUUAAGGGCACCGUGGCUGAUGGAGCACCUAUUGUCCCCAUCUCUGCUCAACUUAAAUACAACAUUGAUGCAGUCAAUGAAUACAUCACCAAAAAGAUUCCUAUUCCUGUUCGUGAUUUUACAGCUGUUCCUCGACUUAUUGUGAUUCGUUCAUUUGAUAUUAACAAGCCAGGUGCUGAUGUAGACAAUCUUCAAGGUGGUGUUGCUGGUGGUUCAAUUCUUAAAGGUGUAUUGAAGAUUGGCGAUGAUAUCGAAGUACGUCCUGGUGUAAUUAUUAAGGAUGCAGAAGGCCGUAUUAGAGCACGCCCUAUCUUGUCCAAGAUUUUGACAUUGGCAGCUGAAACCAACAAAUUAGAAUUUGCUGUUCCUGGUGGUCUUAUUGGUGUAGGUACUCAAAUGGAUCCUACCUUGUGUCGUGGUGAUCGUUUAGUAGGUCAAGUGUUGGGUUAUCCAGGUAGUUUACCUUCUAUUUAUACAGAAUUAGAAAUUUCCUACUUUUUGUUACGUCGUUUGUUGGGUGUUAAGACAGAUGACAAAAAGCAAGCUAAGGUGGCCAAGUUGGCUAAAGGUGAAUUGCUAUUAGUCAAUAUUGGUUCCGUUUCAACAGGUGGUCGUGUUGUAGGUGUAAAAGCUGAUCUUGCAAAGAUUGUCUUGACUGGUCCUACUUGUACUGAAGUUGGUGAUAAGGUGGCUAUUUCUAGAAAGAUUGAAAGACACUGGCGUCUUAUUGGUUGGGGUAAGAUCAAACGUGGUACUGUUUUAGAAGCAGAAGCAAAUUAAUUAUAAUAAUAAUAAUAAUAAUAACAAUAAUAAAAAAAAUAAAUAAAUAUAAUUUUAUUGUGCAUUUUUUGAUUA
Messenger RNA from Cokeromyces recurvatus, 1475 nucleotides. RefSeq names its product eukaryotic translation initiation factor 2 subunit 3. The coding region runs from base 39 to 1400 and encodes 453 amino acids. Gene Ontology annotation, molecular function: tRNA binding; translation initiation factor activity; GTP binding. Gene Ontology annotation, cellular component: cytosol; eukaryotic translation initiation factor 2 complex. Lineage: Eukaryota; Fungi; Mucoromycota; Mucoromycetes; Mucorales; Mucoraceae. The transcript is spliced from 6 exons. Gene Ontology annotation, biological process: positive regulation of translational fidelity; formation of translation preinitiation complex. The record is from RefSeq and is a predicted model, not a curated record.